Molecule: messenger RNA, 2848 nt
Organism: Corythoichthys intestinalis (scribbled pipefish)
Lineage: Eukaryota; Metazoa; Chordata; Actinopteri; Syngnathiformes; Syngnathidae
Product: FERM domain-containing protein 5
Exons: 14
Coding region: 307-2013 (568 amino acids)
Cellular component (GO): cytoskeleton
Molecular function (GO): cytoskeletal protein binding
Source: RefSeq, a predicted model, not a curated record
UGGCAGCAGUGAACGUGAAUGGAAGGGGGUGGGGGGAGAUAAUCCGACAUCAGACACACAGCAGAGUAGAGCGGCACUGCAUGUGGAUGCGGGCAUCCUGUGAUCGUUCCUACGUUAUCUCUGCACGACGAAGUGUAAACACAACUACAACCCUACGGGACCGCGAUGAUGCACAACUCGGCGACACGACGCGCGGCUGCGGGCCGUUCAGGGGACCCGGUAGUGUUGUCGUCGUGACGUUCACUUGCACGCCGCUCGCUGUUUUGUGUGUGACUUUAUUGUUCCCGGCUGAGACGCACAACGAAGAUGUUGAGCCGAUUCGUGAGUGGCAGCGUCAGGAAUCUCGAGCGGGAAUACAGCUGCACAGUCCGGCUGCUGGACGACUCGGAAUAUACGUGCACCAUUCAGCGGGAUGCAAAAGGACAGUAUCUGUUUGACCUCAUCUGCCACCACCUAAACCUGCUGGAGAAAGAUUAUUUUGGCAUCAGAUACGUGGACCCCGACAAGCAGCGGCACUGGUUGGAGUUAACGAGGUCUAUUGCUAAGCAAAUGAAAUCUCAGCAUCCGUUCACUAUGUGUCUGCGUGUCAAGUUUUACCCUCCUGAUCCAGCCGCUCUCAAGGAGGAAAUCACUCGAUAUCUCGUCUUCCUGCAAAUCAAAAGAGACCUUUACCACGGCCGCCUCCUGUGCAAAACCUCGGAUGCCGCGUUACUGGCUGCAUACAUCCUUCAAGCUGAGAUCGGGAAUUACGACCCCGGGAAGCAUCCGGAAGGUUACAGCUCAAAAUUCCAGUUCUUUCCCAAACAUUCGGAGAAACUAGAGCGGCGGAUCUCAGAUAUACACAAGACGGAACUCAUCGGACAAACCCCUGAAACAUCAGAGCGAAAUUUCCUGUUGAAGGCCCAGAUGCUGGAAACAUAUGGUGUUGAUCCACAUCCGUGCAAGGAUGUGUCGGGGAAUCCGGCUUUCCUUGCCUUCACACCUUUUGGGUUUGUGGUCCUGCAGGGAAACAAGAGAGUUCAUUUCCUCAAGUGGAAUGAGGUGACCAAGCUGAAGUUUGAGGGCAAGACAUUCCACAUUUAUGCAAAUCAGAAGGAGGAAACAAAGAUCACCCUGACAUACUUUGCACCCACACCGGAGGCUUGCAAGCACCUUUGGAAGUGCGGAGUGGAGAACCAAGCUUUCUAUAAGCUUGAAAAGUCAAGCCAGGUCCGCACUGUGUCCAGCAGCAACUUAUUCUUCAAGGGCAGCCGCUUCCGCUACAGUGGACGCGUGGCAAAGGAGGUGAUGGAGCAGAGUGCCAAAAUUAAAAGAGAACCUCCAGAAAUACACAGGGCUGGCUUGGUUCCCAGCAGAAGCUGUCCGUCCAUCACUCACGGGCCUCGGCUCACCAGCGUACCCCGGACAAGGCGAAGAGCCGUGCACAUAUCUAUCAUGGAAGGCCUGGAGUCGCUCCGUGACAGCGCCCACUCCACCCCGGUGCGUUCGGUGUCCCACGGUGAGGCGUUCAUUCCGCGCUCGCGCAGUCAGGCCGCGGAUGCUGGCGAGGGGACGGCGGUGAUCGCCGAUGAGGCCUACAGCCCCUCGGACAGCGUCCUGCCCACGCCAGUGGCUGACCACGGCGCGGAGCUACCAGCGGCUUUACGCCUAAUAAACGGGGCACCAUGCAGCAUCGAGGAGGAGAAGGAGUCCGAGGCGGGUACCCCGACCCGAGGGGACGGAGGGGAUUUUGGACGAGCUCGAGAGGGCUCCGCGGGGGCCCUCAAUGAGGUGGAACAGGUGAAUAAGUUUGUCUUGAGUGUCCUGCGUCUGCUCCUCGUCACCGUCGGACUCCUCUUUGUGCUGCUCCUCCUCCUCAUCGUCCUCACCGAAUCUGACCUGGACGUGGCGUUUUUACGUGACAUCCGCCGGACCCCUGAAUUCGAGCAGUUCCAUUACGAAUACUUUUGUCCCCUUAGGCGGUGGUUUGCCUGCAAGCUCCGCUGGGUGGGCGGGUUGCUCGUUAGCAAGUGAGGCACACGAGUUGCUUAAAAAGGACGCUCGGUGAGGGCGGAGGAGACACCCUCCUACUGUGGACAUGAGGCUCAGACCGCCCUGAUGACCCUGGCUGGAUUCUCUAUCACCUCUUACAGUUUUUACACCCCGCCCCACUUCACUUUUGCUUGCGUUCUUUUUCUUUUAAUAAUUUCCUUUCUCUUUUUUUAAAAUACCUGGAAAUUUUAAGAAGGAUGAGCAUUGCCUAUGUGUUAUUUAUUGAAUUUUAAGGUGCAUUUGCACUAGAAGGACAAGAAGACAGCUCUAAAGGAGGAAGUGUAGAACAGAAGUGAGUUAGCGGGGUACACGCAUACUGAUUUUUAACCAAUAUCCCGACAUUGUCCAAGUCCAAAAAUCCGAUUGCAAACUGAUACCGAUAUAUGGGGUCAUGGACUUAACAUAAUAUAGGUAGUUGUAUUGUGAUGCCCCAUUGGAUGCUUUAAUAAUGAUAAACGUAACAACUUCAACCCCUAAACCCUAACUCGAGGUGAGAGCAUGAGAGAGCAUAAUUAAAGACACCAUAAUUUUAAUGAGAUGUUAUCGCGUACUUAACUUAUUUCGAUCCAAAAAGUCCGUGCAGCAUGUCUCAGCGUGUGUCAAAACACAGCUGUGAAUAGCCACAGCCGGACAUUUUGGGAAUUUUACAGGUGAAACACGGUAAUAUAACAAGGGUCGCAAUGCAGAAAUCGCAGACAUCAAGGAGUGGUCGAGAUUUUCUUUUUCAAAUAUUUACCCUUUUAAACGUUUAAACGUUUAUCAUCUAAAAUAUUGGGGGAAAUGCGACAAUAGCAAAAAAAAAAAAAAAAAAAUACAA